Messenger RNA from Oryzias melastigma (Indian medaka), 3095 nucleotides. Its product is annotated as gastrula zinc finger protein XlCGF57.1-like. Bases 45 to 1907 code for a protein of 620 amino acids. Gene Ontology annotation, molecular function: DNA-binding transcription factor activity, RNA polymerase II-specific; RNA polymerase II cis-regulatory region sequence-specific DNA binding. The transcript is spliced from 2 exons. NCBI's taxonomy places the organism in Eukaryota, Metazoa, Chordata, Actinopteri, Beloniformes, Adrianichthyidae. Gene Ontology annotation, biological process: regulation of transcription by RNA polymerase II. The record is from RefSeq and is a predicted model, not a curated record.
AGAGAAGAGACAGAAGUCAUGUCCAAAGUGUGGCCAGCUCUCACAUGUCAGAAGUUAAACCCCAGCAUUGGUCAACUGAAGAGGAUCUCUGCAACCAGCAGACGAACUUCAGAGUGGACCAGGAGAAUCCAGAAUCUCCACAGAUUAAAGAAGAACCGAAGGAAACAAAACUUCUACAGAUUAAAAUGGAGCACGAGGAACCAGAACCUCCACAUAUUGAAGAGGAACAAGAGUAUCCAGAAUCCCCACAGAUUGAAGAGGAGCUGGAGGAACCCCAAACUAUACAGAUUAAGGACACUUAUACCUUGAUGGAGAUUCCUACUUUUGAGGAACAUGUUGACAGUGAAGCAGAUGGAAACAAUCAGCAGAGCUUGAAUGGAACUGAUAGUCAGGAUGAAGAAGGAAACCAACAUGAAGAAUCAACAUCAACUCCAGAUGAAGAGACAGAGCCACAGAACAGAGAUCAGAGGAAGAGAAGAGACAGAAGUCAUGUCCAAAGUGUGGUCAGCUCUCACAUGUCAGAAAGUCAGUGCGACUCUGAUGUUAGUAAAAAGUUCAAGAUGACAACUUUGGUGAAGAAAUGCAAACAGUCCCUAAAGGAAAAGAGACACUCCUCUACAAAGUCUGAUAAAAGAACAAGAAUUCCACACGAUGUGUCUGUCCACAUGAGAACUAAGUCUGAAGAAAGACCUUAUGUCUGUAAAGAAUGUGACAAAAGUUUUAGUGAUGCAUCCAAACUUAAGAGACACAUGAGAACUCACAAAGGAGAGAAGCCUUUCUCGUGUAAAGAGUGUGAUAACAGUUUUAGUCAUUUAAAUAAACUUAAAAGACACAUGAGGAUUCACACAGGAGAGAAGCGUUUCUCGUGUACAGAAUGUGAUAAAAGUUUUAGUCGACACUCUCAUCUCAAUAGACACGUGAGAAUUCAUACAGGAGAGAAGCCUUUUUUGUGUAAAGAAUGUGACCAAGUAUUUAGGAGUAAAGACAGUCUCAAAAGACACAUAAGAACUCACACAGGAGAGAAGCCUUUCUCGUGUAAAGAGUGUGAUAACAGUUUUAGUCAUUUAAAUAAACUUAAAAGACACAUGAGGAUUCACACAGGAGAGAAGCGUUUCUCAUGUACAGAAUGUGAUAAAAGUUUUAGUCGACAAUCUCAUCUCAAUAGACACAUGAGAAUUCAUACAAGAGAGAAGCCUUUUUUGUGUAAAGAAUGUGACCAAAUAUUUAGGAGUAAAGACAGUCUCAAAAGACACAUGAGAAUUCAUACAGGAGAGAAGCCUUUUAUAUGUAGAGAAUGUGACAAAUGUUUUAAUGAUAAAUCUAAUCUCAAAGCACAUAUGAGAACUCAUACAGGAGAGAAGCCUUUUACCUGUAAAGAAUGUGACAUAAGUUUUAGUCGUACAGAUUCUCUCAAAGCACACAUGAGAACUCAUACAGGAGAGAAGCCUUUUAUGUGUAUAGAAUGUGAUAGAAGUUUUAAUCAUACUUCUCAUCUCAAAUCACACAUGAGAACUCACACAGGAGAGAAGCCUUUUAUGUGUAUAGAAUGUGAUAGAAGUUUUAAUAAGACUUCUCAUCUCAAAUCACACAUGAUAACUCAUACAGGAGAGAAGCCUUUUACCUGUAAAGAAUGUGACAUAAGUUUUAGUCGUACAGAUUCUCUCAAAAUACACAUGAGAACUCAUACAGGAGAGAAGCCUUUUACAUGUAAAGAAUGUGAUAGAAGUUUUAGUCAAAUAUCUAGUCUUAAAUCACACAUGAGAACUCAUACAGGAGAGAAGCCUUUUUUGUGUAAAGUUUGUGACAGAAGUUUUAGUCAUGCAGUUUCGGUCAAAACACACAUGAGAACUCAUACAGGAGAGAAGCCUUUUUUUAAGCAAGGGAAACCCACAGUAGGGGAGCCAUGAAGAAAAGACAAUAAAGUUUUAACUAGGAAGGUUUAAGUAUUGUAAAAAAAAAAACAUUUUCCCUUAUUUUAUUUUAAAAAUAACAUAAUAAAGACCUUAAAAUGGUCUGUCAGUUGAUAAAAUGAAGUUGGUUUCUAAAACACUUCACUGCUGACAAGCUGUGUGGAGAUUCUGCUUUUAUUUUCCAGCAGAACUUGGAUCAUUUCCACUCUACUAAAGGUACCUAACCCUGCUUGUCCCUAAACUGUUUCUGUGUUUGAUCAACCAGCAAAUUCCCUGACCUGAACCCAAUAAAAAAAUCUAUGAAGUGUUUUUAAAGAGGAAGAUGAGACAGCAGAGCCAACAAUGAAGAUGAGCUGAAGUCGGCUAUCAAAUGAACCUGAGCUUUCAUUCCAUGUACACAGAGCCACAGGCUGAUGGCCUCCAUACCACAUUGAUGCAGUCAUUCAAUGAAAAGGAAGAACAAGUGAUUAUUGAAUGGAGAGAAAAGAACACUUUUCUGAAUCUGACAUGUGCGGAAAACAUUCUUCUGAUUGAAUAUUCUAAUUUUCUAUUUUUAGGUUUUCUAUCAGCCACUAUGAUCACAUUGCUCAAAAUAAAGGAAAAAGUAAAUAAUUCUAUACAUCAUGAGUUUCACUUAUUGGAUUGAUUGACAAAAGUAAUACAUUUUUAAACUUUGCUUUUUCUAGAUAUGCAUGUAGAUAUAAAUGUGUUGUUUUGAUUUAUUAAAUAUAUUAGAUUAAAAUUGUAAAGACAUUAUGAUUAAGUUCAAUUUUUGUUGGUUACAUUUGUAUUGUAAGUUUUUGUACUUUUAUUGUGUUGUUUAAAAGUGUUUAAGUGAACCAUUGUGGUUUGAGUUUAUGCUAAGACAAUGUUGUCUAUCUGUGUUACCAUGACAACACUGGAAUUAUUUCAAUGCAUCUCUAAUUCUAACACUUUUAUGUGAUUUGGGAACAUUUCAAUAUUGUUUUUUAAUAUAAAAUAAUCACUGUUAAUAUGUUGUUGAGUCAUGUUAAUAACUAACUAUUUUGUGAAGAAAAGAUUUUCCUAAAAUUGUUUAAGGAAGAGUCUGUGUGUUGUUGUGAUUCCUGUUUUGUAUCAGAGAUUAGAAGUGUUUCUCUGUUCUUUUUAGUCGUCAGUGUUCUGUUCCAAUCUUUCCUGUGAAGAAUAAAGUGGACGUGAACAUCA